UGUUACCUUCACUUUUACUGUUGUGGUUGUGCCGAGAGCGCCUCCGAGCGACCAGCAGCGAGCGAGAGCCUCCCUUCGUCCCUCCCUUCGUCUGCUCCCUUCGUCAGUUGCCUCCGACCCGACCCUCGCCAGUCGCUCCUCCAACACCGUCCGGGAAACCCACGUCUCCGAACCAUGAAGGGCUGUCGUUAUACGAAAACACUGGAAGCGUGGCGGAUUCUCCUGCUGUUAGUAGGAGCAGCGACGGUUCUCAAGGGAGCAGCUGCAGCAGGAGGAGGAGCAGCAGCAACGGACGCCAGCGGAAGGGUCGUCGUGUCCUUCCAAACAGCUGAUCAGGAGCAGUUCCAGUUCGGGCGGCCGGGAGAGGCUGUGUUCGGGGCGUACAGUUGGACGAGCCCCGAAGGAUACCAGCUUGUAUUCCGAUAUGUGGCUGAUUCCUCCGGCUUCCGUGUGAUGGGCGACGCUGUUCCCGUAGAUUCCGAGGGUGUAGCGGCAAAUGGCGAACAGGUGAACCCAGUGACCCCGAACGAUGGCUUCGUGCUAAGCUGAAGACGAUGUAGAAAGGUGUGAUUCGGACGCUGCCUCUGUCCGAAUCGUCGUCAUCUGUCGAUGCUCGUACCUCUUGUUUUCAGCAUUUCGAAGCUGCAAGUCUGUUACAUAUGUGAUAUGUGAUGUUGCCAGCUGUUGAUAAAUUUGCUUUACUGUAGAGCAGUAACCAGCGACUUUGUAGAUAGUGAAAGAGUAAAUAAUAUAAUGUAC
This is a messenger RNA of Penaeus vannamei (Pacific white shrimp), 759 nucleotides long. The record is from RefSeq and is a predicted model, not a curated record. Lineage: Eukaryota; Metazoa; Arthropoda; Malacostraca; Decapoda; Penaeidae.